AUGUUAAUUCGUUAUGGACGUUCAAAUCCAACAACAAAUUCUAAUAAUGACGUCAAAAAAUUCAAUUUAUUAAUUUCACGUUCUGGAGCUCAUGGCUGUAUUCCACAAAAAUAUUCUCCUUGGAUUAAAAUUGUUGAUCAUUAUGAAAGUGAUGCAAGUGGAAGUGGUGGGGGUGGUGGGCCUUUGGGUAUUGGAAAUUUAACUCCAGGAAUGUUGGUUGCGCGUAUUUUGCAUCUUCCACACGCUCUUAUAAGAGAACUUCACCCGGUUUAAAACAAGAUUUUUUAUUUAAAAGAAAAAAAAGAAGCUUUCUCUCUCU
Meloidogyne enterolobii is the source of this 319-nucleotide messenger RNA. NCBI's taxonomy places the organism in Eukaryota, Metazoa, Nematoda, Chromadorea, Rhabditida, Meloidogynidae. The record is from the annotation of a GenBank genome assembly.